UGUGUCCCAGAAGAUGCUGGGCCAUUCACAAAGCGCAGCGCUUCUCGCGCAUGCGCAGUCCACAGUGUCUUGGUCAUCCCCUGUACUGUCUGCAGUCUCUUGGUCAUCCCCUGUACUGUCUGCAGUCUCUUGGUCAUCCCCUGUACUGUCUGCAGUCUCUGGUCAUCUCCUGUACUGUGUCCGCAGUCUCUGGCCAUCUGUACUGUGUCCGCAGUCUCUGGUCAUCUCCUGUACUGUCUUUAGUCUCUGGUCAUCUCCUGUACUGUGUUCGCAGUCUCUGGUCAUCUCCUGUACUGUGUCCGCAGUCUCUGGUCAUCUCCUAUGCUAUGUCUGCAGUCUCUGGUCAUCUCCUGUGCUAUGUCCGCAGUCUCUGGUCAUCUCCUGUCCUGUGUCCGCAUUCUCUGGUCAUCUCCUGUACUGUGUUCACAGUCUCUGGUCAUCUCCUGUACUGUGUACGCAGUCUCUGGUCAUCUCCUGUACUAUGUCCGCAGUC
This is a messenger RNA of Staurois parvus, 493 nucleotides long. The record is from the annotation of a GenBank genome assembly. Lineage: Eukaryota; Metazoa; Chordata; Amphibia; Anura; Ranidae.